GUGUGAACGAUCUCAUCAAACCGGAAAAGGUAAUUCUGGUGGAUAAAAACGGAGAUGAGUGGGUGAUGGAUCUCAAGGUUGACAAUAGAAGUGGACAAAUGUGCAUUAUGAGUGUUAAUGGUUGGAAGAGUUUCUGUGCUGUGAAUGAAGUAGGCGCAGAGGAGUCUCUAACUUUGGAGUUGAUCCUAGGAGCCGCAAGUCCUGUGCUUAAAUUCUGCUCUAAGAUGGAGCAAUCACCAUUAGAACCAGCAGAGGCUAGGGCGCACAAGCGAGCUCGUGUUCAAACAUGCAUCCAGGAGAUUAGACCGAAGCUUGAGAUUAGGGAGGAAACAGCUGAAGAAGGAGAACCCUCUCAUCGCACUAGGGCGUCUGACAAAACAAUCACUAAUCGAGGAAACUUGCGUGAGACACUACCUUCCUCUAUCCCUAAUCAGCUGAUGAAUAAGGUGAAACAUAGCGUUUUGUGUACUUUAACUAGUAUCAGACUGUUUCGUGAAGAGCUCAAGACUAUGGAACAAAAACUAGAAGAUUCAUUGAAAGACAUAGACAACUUAGGUAAUGUUGUGUGAUUUGCUAUGUUCUUAUAAAUAACUAGACACCAUUGUAACUCAAUCUCGCCUUUGCAUUUUGUAUGUUAUCUUAUUCUCGGUAUGUCU
Raphanus sativus (radish) is the source of this 656-nucleotide messenger RNA. Its product is annotated as B3 domain-containing protein REM8. NCBI's taxonomy places the organism in Eukaryota, Viridiplantae, Streptophyta, Magnoliopsida, Brassicales, Brassicaceae. The record is from RefSeq and is a predicted model, not a curated record. Bases 66 to 569 code for a protein of 167 amino acids. The transcript has 2 exons.